AUGUCUCCGCAUGCCCCGGCCACGAUGCACGCUCCCCAGAACACUGCACAGCUUAGGGAGCUGCUCAGCAAUGAUAACAAGGUCAAGGUUGCCGUGGAUGGCGUCUUGAGAGGCAAAUUCAUGUCAAAGGAGAAGUUCUUGAGCGCAGCCUCAUCCGACGGCUUUGGCUUCUGCAGUGUUAUUUUUGGAUGGGACAUGCACGAUACAGUCUACUCGCGAGAGCUGCUCAUCUCGAAUAGAGCGAAUGGCUAUCGCGACCUGCUGGCUUCUAUAGACCUCUCCACAUACCGCCGUAUUCCCUGGGAGCACAACGUUCCUUUCUUCCUUGUUUCCUUCCUCGACCCGGAUACCAAGGAGCCAAUAUGUGCUGAUCCUCGGGGCGUGCUGAGGAAGGUAGUUGAACGCGCCGAUGAGAAGGGCUGGCAAUGCUUUGCUGGCUGCGAGUACGAGUAUUUCCAAUUUAAAGAGACCCCACAUAGUUUGGCAGAGAAGAACUACAUGAACCUUCAGCCGUUGACUCCCGGAAUGCACGGCUACUCACUACUCCGCACCCAAAUCAACAAUGAGUACUUCAACGACCUCUUCGACGAAGCCCUUAAGUUCCAAGUACCCUUAGAAGGCCACCAUACUGAGACCGGGCCAGGCGUCUAUGAGACAGCUUUAACAUACACGAACGCUCUGCGGAUGGCAGACAAUGCAAUCCUAUUCAAGUUCCUCGCGAAGAGUAUUGGCAUGAAGCGGGGAGUCGUCCCUAGCUUCAUGGCAAAGCCAUGGGGAAAUCUUCCGGGCUGCAGCGGUCACAUUCAUGUAUCGUUACGCGACAAGGAUGGGAAGAGCUUGUUCGCCGUCUCCGAAGCGGAGCUGGAGAAUGGUGGCAGAGAAGGUGCUGCAUACGACGAUACAAGGUACCUCAGCCAAGAAGGCGAGUGGUUCCUAGCCGGUAUACUGGACGGACUUUCGGAUGUCAUGCCCAUGCUUGUGCCAACCAUCAAUGGUUACAAGCGGCUCGUCGGCGGCGAGGCAUUCUGGGCACCGAACGCGGUCACAUACGGGUACGAUUCGCGCGCGGCGUCCGUGCGCAUUAUCUCGCCGCCCUCCGUCCCACCCGCUGCGACGCGCUUAGAGGUCCGCGUGCCCGGCGCGGACAUGAAUCCGUAUUUUGCAAUGAGCGCGAUCUUUGCGCUGGGUAUUCGUGGGGUCGAGAAGAAGCUGGAACUUCCCGGGCCUCCGGUUGGGCAGUUGACGGCGGAGGAUAAGAGAAAUGGGAAGGUCCAGAUGCUCCCGCAAACCCUAGAAUCCGCAACGAAGCGCAUGAUGCGCCCGGAAAGCGUUGCGCGCGCUGAGAUCGUUUUCGGACACGACUUCGUCGAGCACUUUGGCGGGACGCGCGAGCAUGAGGUCAAGCUGUGGAACGAGGCGGUGACGAAUUGGGAAGUGGAGAGAUAUCUCGAAUUGGCCUGA
This is a messenger RNA of Laetiporus sulphureus 93-53, 1461 nucleotides long. RefSeq names its product glutamine synthetase/guanido kinase. Bases 1 to 1461 code for a protein of 486 amino acids. The transcript has 14 exons. Gene Ontology annotation, molecular function: glutamine synthetase activity. Lineage: Eukaryota; Fungi; Basidiomycota; Agaricomycetes; Polyporales; Laetiporaceae. The record is from RefSeq and is a predicted model, not a curated record.